Messenger RNA from Tarenaya hassleriana, 2422 nucleotides. Its product is annotated as ETHYLENE INSENSITIVE 3-like 3 protein. Gene Ontology annotation, cellular component: nucleus. Bases 164 to 1927 code for a protein of 587 amino acids. The transcript has 3 exons. NCBI's taxonomy places the organism in Eukaryota, Viridiplantae, Streptophyta, Magnoliopsida, Brassicales, Cleomaceae. Gene Ontology annotation, molecular function: DNA-binding transcription factor activity; DNA binding. The record is from RefSeq and is a predicted model, not a curated record.
GAACAGCGAAAGCACUUUCGUCUUCACCUCCAUUUUCUUGGUUCGUCUAAACGUAACGUCCCGCUAUCAGCAGCCAUUUCUUACCUUUCGAAAGGCGACGCAAAAACCCUAAAUUUCUUUUAGGGAUCUGCAGUUUCCUUGCUUCGAUUUUGCAUAAGAGUUGAUGGGCGAUCUUGGUUUCGCCGAAGAAGACGCCAGGAUGGAGAAUGAGACUGAUGAUUUGGCCUGCGAUAAUAUCGCUGAGAUCGAUGUAAGUGACGAAGAGAUUGAUGCUGAAGAAUUGGAGAGACGAAUGUGGAAGGAUCGUGUCAAGCUUAAAAGGAUCAAAGAACAACAAAAGGUCAAUGCUCAUGGAGCUGAAACCAAGGAGAAGCCCAAGAAAAUCUCUGAUCAAGCUCAGAGAAAGAAAAUGUCUAGAGCCCAGGACGGGAUCCUUAAGUACAUGUUGAAGCUUAUGGAAGUCUGCAAAGUUCGUGGGUUUGUGUAUGGUAUUAUACCUGAAAAGGGCAAGCCUGUCAGCGGUUCCUCUGACAAUAUAAGAGCUUGGUGGAAGGAGAAAGUGAAGUUUGAUAAGAACGGUCUGGCAGCCAUUACUAAAUACGAAGAGGAAUGCUUAGCUUUUGGGAAAUCAGAUGGGAAUGGAAACUCGCAGUAUGUUCUCCAAGACCUGCAAGAUGCAACUUUAGGGUCUCUGCUAUCUUCUUUGAUGCAGCAUUGUGAUCCCCCGCAAAGGCGGUAUCCGUUAGAGAAAGGGAUUCCUCCUCCUUGGUGGCCAACAGGGAAUGAGGAAUGGUGGGUAAAACUAAGUUUACCAAAAGGGCAAAGCCCACCUUACAGAAAACCGCAUGAUCUCAAGAAGAUGUGGAAGGUUGGAGUUUUAACAGCUGUAAUCAAGCAUAUGUUACCUGAUAUUGCGAAAAUUAAGAGGCAUGUUCGCCAGUCGAAAUGUUUACAGGACAAGAUGACAGCUAAAGAGAGUGCAAUUUGGUUGGCUGUCUUGAAUCAAGAGGAGUCCUUUAUUGAGCAGCCAAGCAGUGACAAUGGCGCAUCUAAUGUCACUGAGAUACCCCGAAAGGGUAACGCAGAUAAGAGGAAACCUGUCAUCAGCAGUGACAGUGACUAUGAUGUUGAUGGUGUUGAGGAUGGUUCAGGAUCCGUGUCGUCUAAAGACAACAGAAGAAAUCAAAUUCAAGAAGGUGAACCAGCAAACAUUGCCAGUGAUGCAUCUCAUUCAGGGAGAGAUAAAGACAAAGCAGAGAAACACCGCAGGAGGAAAAGACCGAGAUUGAGAUCAGAAAAUGUUGACCAACAGGAACAACUAGAAGCUGAGCCAAGAAAUAUUUUACCCGACAUGAAUCAUGUCAAUGCUCCUCUGGUUGACUAUAACAUGAGCAACACUCACCUGGAAGGUGAAUUAGAACCCAAUAUAGCCUUAGGGCUAGAGGAGAACGGUCUGGAAGGUCAUCCUCAGCUGCCACAGUUCGAUAACAGUUAUUCUUAUGUUCCACCUGCCAGUGAAAUGCCUAGACAACCAAUUAUGUUUGUUGAUGAAAGGCAAAUGCUUUACACGGCAUUGCCAACUCCCGAGCUGCAAUAUGGAACUGGUUAUAACUUCUACAAUCCUUCCAUUGAGUUUGGGCAUAAUCAGGACGAAGGGGUGCAGACACACAUAGAAAUGAAUCCAUCUCAUAGUAGGCUUGAGGCUUCAGAGGUUGAACCCCUUGAGCUGCACAGAAAUGAGAAUGAUGCAACUGGAAGUGACUUGCCUCAGAACGGGAAAGAAACGUUUCAAACUGAACAAGAAAGACUCUUGGACAGCAACCUUCUAUCUCCAAUCAACAACUGGCCAUUUGAUUUCGACAACUUGGGUGCUGGAUUUGAAGACUUUGGCAUUGAUGAUUUUGGUCUGGACUACUUUGGAGCAUAGUUUCUUACAAUUUGGGACAGAGAAAUAUUUAAAUGGGAUCAAAAGGACAUGGGGUUAUGCAACACUUGUGCUCUCUUAGUAGACAUAUUACAGUGUUCAGGUGGUUGUAAGGUUCCCUCUCUCUUUCCGUUUAACAAUUGUCGUCUACCUCUGCUUUUCCGGAUACUCUCAAGUCUCCAGUUUAAAGGAGAGGUGAUGUCUUCUGUUCUGUAUACUAUUAACCUGUGAAUAAUCCGUCUGUAGGCAAAGCUUACCGUUUAUAAUAAAAUGGUGGUGAUUUCUUUUCUAUCAGUUUGUGCCUCAUUUUGCAGUAUUGGUAUUGGCUUUUUGGAAGAUCCAAUGUUAGUAGAUUUCUUGGGUCCUAAUGUUGUCUCGUGCACUUGUCUUAGAUUCUAAUGCUUUUUAGAAUCUUCUUUCACGCACGUGUCUUAUUACAUCUUUGGUUUGCUUGAACCAAAGUCACUCCUCAAACUCUUCUCUCACGAUGUUUUGUUA